GCCGCUGUGCGGUCUCCAGCGCCGAGCGUCCCUCGCCAUGCCUCGGAAAAUUGAGGAAAUCAAGGACUUUCUGCUCACAGCCCGGUGGAAGGAUGCCAAGUCUGUCAAAAUCAAGAAAAACAAGGAUAAUGUGAAGUUCAAGGUUCGCUGCAGCAGGUAUCUUUACACCCUGGUCAUCACAGACAAGAAGGCUGAGAAGCUGAAACAGUCCCUGCCCCCUGGUUUGGCAGUGAAGGAGCUGAAAUGAACCAGACCUCUCUGUUUUGACCAUUAAAA
Peromyscus californicus insignis is the source of this 276-nucleotide messenger RNA. Its product is annotated as 60S ribosomal protein L38-like. Gene Ontology annotation, molecular function: structural constituent of ribosome. The record is from RefSeq and is a predicted model, not a curated record. The coding region runs from base 38 to 247 and encodes 69 amino acids. Lineage: Eukaryota; Metazoa; Chordata; Mammalia; Rodentia; Cricetidae. Gene Ontology annotation, biological process: translation; protein-RNA complex assembly. The transcript has a single exon. Gene Ontology annotation, cellular component: ribosome; cytosolic large ribosomal subunit.